Molecule: messenger RNA, 2781 nt
Organism: Lepidothrix coronata (blue-crowned manakin)
Lineage: Eukaryota; Metazoa; Chordata; Aves; Passeriformes; Pipridae
Product: zona pellucida sperm-binding protein 2-like
Exons: 22
Coding region: 111-2723 (870 amino acids)
Source: RefSeq, a predicted model, not a curated record
GAGAAACUGGGAGUGAAGUUGAGUCCAGGAAGAAGGGAGCGGUGAGGGGAAGAGUGCUACUAAUAGGUAUAUUCAUCUCUGAAGUGUGGACCCAGGACAGAUCAGGACCCAUGAGAUUGGAGUGCUUGGGGAACCUUCUGCGGAUAACAUUGAGUGCAGAAUACUUUGAGGACAAAUACUUAUCUUUUUCUGUUGUUGAUCAGUCUGGCAUAGCCUGGGAGCUGGAUGAGGCCAUGGCAGCACAGUGUGGCUAUACAGUAACUUACAGCAAUUGGAGUAGCAUUGAGUUUCGUGCUUCUGCAGCAAGCUGCCAUUCUCACUUAGAGAAAGAUGUAUUCACAGUAACUAUACAAAUCAAAGCAUCUCGUACUCCUGAUAUGAAAAAUGCUACAUCUCAUCUGAAAAGUGCAAGUUGCCAUUAUGGUCCACGGAGUUUGAGAGAGUUAGUAUGUGAACGUAACUACAUGGAGGUUUCUGUCAGGAAGGAGGUUCCACAGCCUAUAAAAGACUUCAUUCGAGAUGCACCUGAGGACUGGAGUCUUGUCUUUCCAGAAGCAAAAGCAGAAGAAGCCUCGAUAUGGCAAAUAGUAUUUCAUCAGCCAGAAGAAAAAAAGGCUCUGCUUGUGAGCGAUGCUUGGAGUGCAGGUUACGGACUCAACACCACAGACACCAGGGUUGUGCUGCGAAUACCACACACUGCUGCACAAGUUCAGCUGGUUGAGGAUCAGGGAAUUAACUUUUCUGUGGUGAGAUCCAGUACAUUUUAUAAACAUCGAUGGAUGAUCCUGAUGGUGGACACUACUGUGGCAUGUCCUGUAGGUGGUGGGGAUUACACUAACAAAACAAUCACCUGGACUGUUCCAAAGUAUUUUCCACCACUCUCUGCUGGAGCAACUAGCUUUAAGGAUGUGCUUGUGGAAGCUGGUGUGGAUCUACACAAACUCUCUGCUAAAGAAAUGGCUUCCAGGAAAUAUGUGUUAUCGAAUGACUUAAAUGCAAUUAUGAUGAAGAUUCCAAUAGGUGCAGAAGGAGGCUAUUAUAAGACUUCUGUGAGCAGUGGACAGCUUGGGGCAAAAUACACCAUCAACCUGUUCCUGGAACACCAGUGGGAAGACAACAAAUGGGGACUAACUAAACAUACUAUCAUCAAGGAAAUAGAAACACCAUUUGAACAAGUAGAACUUGCUAUAACCAACAAUUCAAAUCUGAGUACAAGGUUAAUGAAUGUGACAGUGGGAACAUUCCUCCCAGAUGUGGAGCUUAUGAACUUAACCAUUGAGGGAGUAACUCUUGCUGUACCUCAAGCCAUUCAGCAUGGAUAUAUAAUAUACAGGACCAGAUAUUCUAAUGGAAGCAAAGCAUACAUAAUACAAGUCCCACUUGAUGCCCCAAGCAUUAAGAAAGAGUAUGUGAGAGACAACAUGAGAGCAUACACCCUGAAUGUCACACUCACAUUCAUUACCAGUCCAUCAAGGGAGACCUUCACUGUCCCAGUCAUAACAGUGUCAGCUGUGAGAGAUGCAGUACUGCCCAGUGUGAGAGGAUUUUGUGAUGGGAGGAACCUUCAUCUCAUUAUCACUCAUGGGAAUGUGGACCAAAACUGGCUACCCUUCAUCUCAGACUGGCACCUGACCCCCGAGGCAGCACAGAAGUACAACUACAGUCUGAGGGACAAUGGCACUCACUUGGCAAUCUCUGUCCCUUUCCUUUCUCCCCAUGUGAACUAUGAGGGUUUUCAUACUUCUGGAAUAAAAGCUUCACUCUACUUAACCUUGAAGGAUGGCAUCACCUUGGCUAAUAGGAGGGACUUCUCAGUUUCCUGCAGAUUUUCACCUUCAGAGCUAAUACAAUGCCUGCCCAAUGGCACUGUGAUUAUUACUGCAAUAAAAAUGGUAGGUAUUGCAGACUUGGACAUUAGUCUGCUUGUCUUGAGGGACAGACAGUGCAAACCCAGUCUAGUGACAGAGAAGACUGCAACCUUCAAGUUCAGUGUGAACACUUGUGGAACAAUUAGAAAGUUCAACAGCAUGACUAUGACAUAUGAGAAUGAGGUACUCUAUUUCAGACCUGGCAAUGAUACACCAGUAUACCAGCUGAAAUUUGUCUGCUCAUAUGCAGUCAAGCAGGCUGUUGAUGUCCGAUAUGAAUCUAAGAAGAACCCACUGCCUCAUGUUAAGCCAGGGUUUGGCUCUCUCGCUCUUUCGCUGAAGCUCUUCAAAGAGGAAUCCUAUUCAGAACCCUACCAGGAAUCAGAAUAUCCUGUAGUAAAAUACCUGAGAGAGGCACUGUAUUUUGAAGUUGAACUGCUCCAGCCUAAAGAUGCAAGACUGGACCUCAACCUGGAUGACUGUUGGGCUACAAACUCCCAAAGCCAGGACAGCCUUCCACAGUGGCCCAUUCUUAUAAAUGGGUGUGAAAACAACAAAGACUCCUACAGAACUGUCUUCCAUGAAGUUAAUUAUAGUCUCAGAGUAGAAUUUCCUCAACACCUAAAGAGAUUUGAAGUGAGGAUGUUCACCUUUGUACAGAACUCAACUCUGUUACAAGAGCAGCUGUAUUUCCACUGCAGUGUGGUGAUCUGCAACACCAAGCAACAGCCUUUAGACUUUCUUUGUCCAAGGAGAUGCAAUCCUGGGAAACACAGACUUGCCCGCAGUGCAGAACCACAUCUGCAUGGACAAGUGUCAUCUGGAGCAGUGCUUUUUAGAAAGGAAAACAACUAGCAUAGGUGACUGCACUGACUUCUGACAGAGACUAAAGAACUUAUUUUUGUGAAGUUGC